AUGCCCGAAUACUACACCGAGAUAAGAGAACCCAUGGCAUUCGACGUGCUCAAGCGCAAACUUAAGAGGAAGAAGUACCAGUCGCUCGAGCAGUUCAUGAAGGAUGUCGAUCUCAUGUUUGACAACGCCAAGUCUUACAACCAGGACGAGAGUCAGAUUUACAAGGACGCUGUUGAGCUGCAGGCCGAGGCGCACCGCCUGGCCGACGAAGAACGCAACAAACCCGAUACCGACUAUGUCAUGGACGAAGGAAGGAUCCCUCUGCCCAACGGCAUUCUCUACAACGGCGAGCUAUACAAAGUCGGCGACUGGGUCCACGUCCAAAACGCAAACGAUCUGACCAAGCCCAUCCCCUGCCAAAUCUACCGCACCUGGCAAGAUCCACAAGGCGGCCAGUGGGUCAACGUCUGCUGGUACUACCGCCCUGAACAGACGGUACAUCGCUUCGACAAGCACUUCCUAGAGAACGAAGUGGUCAAGACUGGCCAAUACCGCGAUCAUCGCGUGGAUGAGAUUGUUGGCAGAUGUUUCAUCAUGUUUACAACACGCUACUACAAAGGCCGCCCACGUCGCCAACCCGCCGAUUUGGACAUCUAUGUGUGCGAAGCUCGCUACAACGAAGAGAAAUUCAAGUUCAACAAGAUCAAGACGUGGGCCAGCUGUUUGCCAGACGAGGUGCGCGACAGGGACUACGAGAUGGAUCUGUUCGACAUGCCGCGCAAGAUGAGAAAGAUACCCAGUCCGAUUGCAUACCUGCUCAAGGACACUGACAAGGAGACCGACGACAUGCCCAAGCCUGAGUGGGGAGCGGAGAAUGCUCCUCCUAAAAUUGGCGCUGUCCACAGACGCCCUCGCGACCCCAGAGACUCUCCACCCCCAGAGCCAACUCCCUCGCCUCCGCCUCAGCCUGCUAUCGCUCAAUCUCAGGCUCGUCAGUCUCAGUCUUCACACAUGUCACCGUCCAUGCCGGCUGCUACCAUGCAAGCCUAUUCGCCCAUGCAGUCUCAGAUGACGCCCAUGCAAACGGCUACCCAACCCGUUCGUCCCAUGCAAACCAUGGCUCGUCCCUCGCACACUCCGGCUCCUGUCCAACCCUACACACAGAAUCACUCGGCCUCGCCCGCGCCAAUGCCUAGUCUGCAACGUGCCUCCUCUGGCCAAUUCAAUCCUGCCACUCCUCAGCACAUGACUGCAAUGCCUCUGCCUCGCACUGCUAGCCACCCCUCGACCUUCCAACCACAGGCUCCUGCUAUCCCACCAGCUCCGUCUGCCUCACAAAGCCGCUCAUCAUACCGCGAUCCCGUUCCUAUCGAAGUCUGGACGCUGCCCGAUGCAGCCAACGCCAGCAUUCCAUCUGAAAUCCGCGACAUGUAUCAAACAGACGAUCAGGGUCGCAUACUCUUCUUCUCUGCACCUCCCGUUCAGCUCGCCGAAGAGGCCAACGACCCCAACAAGAAUCUUGGCCACAGCCUCCACUACAUGGCCGAGAAGUCGCGUCGCACCCAAGAAAUCGUCGCCCGUCGCAAGGCCUACGAAGAAGGCAAAGCUGCCCUUGCCGCCAAGAAGAAGCGCCAACGCGAGAUUGAUGAAGAGACACGCAGUGCAGACUACGAGAACCAAAAGGCCAGAGCUCUUGCUAUGUUGAACACCCACCUCACACGCAGCACUGCCUGGGAGCUCAAGGCCAUGUAUGGUGAUCAAGAUUGGAAGAACGGUAUGGAAGCUAUGCUCGGCAAUCUGGAAGAGCAACAGAAAUUCGCCUCUCAGAGAAAGGUCCUGAUGGAGAAGAACGCUGCCCAGAGAGCCGCUGAGCAGGUUUCACUCAAGUCGAAUGGCGUCUUGUUUGACAAGGUUGAGGAUGGAUCCUUCUGA
Messenger RNA from Aureobasidium musti, 1872 nucleotides. NCBI's taxonomy places the organism in Eukaryota, Fungi, Ascomycota, Dothideomycetes, Dothideales, Saccotheciaceae. The record is from the annotation of a GenBank genome assembly.